AUGAUUGUCGUAUUUGACGGUGAUAUAGCGGCAGAGAUGUAUCACCGUGAAAAUAUGCUACCUUUACGGCCAGCAUUUUUUUCUUUCGCAUACUUUAAAAAGUAUCAUAACAGACCAAAGGACCAGCAUACAAAACCAUCUGGAUUAGUAACAGAAAACGGAGAAAAUUGGAAGUGGUUUCGAUCCAAAGUCAAUUCCACUAUGCUAGAUCCAAAAAACGUGCAAAGAUAUAGCACUCAAAUUGAUGAAGUAGCCCUGGAUAUGAUAGAAAGAAUAAGGAGCUUGCGAGAUCAUAACAAUGUAUUUUGUGGAGAGUUCGAUAAGGAAAUGAAUUUGUGGGCCUUGGAAUCUGUUGCAGUAAUAGCGCUGGGCCGUCGAAUCAACUGUUUUGCACCUAAAACAGAUGAUGUUUUAGUAGAAAAGUUAAUAAACUGUACUCAUGAACUAUUCGAAAUUGCAAGUAACUUGGAUUACAAACCAAGCAUUUGGAAAUAUUACGCAACAAAGAAUUUUAAAAAUGCUAUGCAAGUAUAUGGAGACAUUGAAUAUAUAACUAAACAUUAUGUCAACAUGACACUAGAAAAUCUUAAAACAAAGGCAAACAACACCCAUGAGGAAAAAAGUAUUCUUGAAAAAUUACUUGAAAUAGACGAAAAUGUUGCUCAUAUUAUGUCAAUGGAUAUGUUAGUCGCUGGAAUAGAUACGACUUCAAAUACUCUUUCGGCAACGCUGUACCUCCUUGCUACUCAUCCAAAGAUACAGCAAAAAUUGAGGGAUAACAUUCUUUUGGAUCCGAAAACUCCGUAUUUGACAGCAUGUAUCAAAGAAUCCAUGCGAAUGCGUCCAGUAGCAGGACUUAAUGUUAGAGAAACUACUAAAGACUAUGAAAUCUUGGGAUACAAUAUACCUAAAGGGACCUCUCUUCUAUUUUGUCAUCAAUAUAUGUCGACAAUGGAGAAGCAUUUUCCAAAAGCUAAUGAAUACAUACCAGAAAGAUGGUUAAGCAGUGAGAAAAAUCCAAUGUAUCCUGGCGCUGGUCAUAAAUUUGCUUCUCUGCCAUUUGGAUUUGGGUCUCGUAGCUGUAUAGGUCAACGCAUUGCUGAUUUAGAAUUGAAAACAUUUCUAUCGAGACUUAUAGAAAAAUUUGAAAUAAGUUGGUUCGGUGACCCGCCGAAGAUUCAUCCUACUCAUAUCAACCAAGUUAUAAGUCCCAAUAAUUUUAUCUUUAAAGACAUUUGA
Arctia plantaginis is the source of this 1239-nucleotide messenger RNA. The record is from the annotation of a GenBank genome assembly. Lineage: Eukaryota; Metazoa; Arthropoda; Insecta; Lepidoptera; Erebidae.